This is a messenger RNA of Pangasianodon hypophthalmus (striped catfish), 15773 nucleotides long. RefSeq lists its product as uncharacterized. The transcript has 61 exons. Lineage: Eukaryota; Metazoa; Chordata; Actinopteri; Siluriformes; Pangasiidae. Bases 5 to 15157 code for a protein of 5050 amino acids. Gene Ontology annotation, molecular function: protein binding. The record is from RefSeq and is a predicted model, not a curated record.
GCUAAUGGAAAUCACAGAGUCAUUGUCAAAGAUGGGAUCAUUGAGAGAAUUAGGAUUUUUCAUUUGGAUCGCUCUGGCUCAGAUUAAAAACACUCAGACACAAGAAUGCAACAUCAUCACAUCCAUCUCUUCUCCAUCGGCUACGUCACUGCUUGUUCAAUGGACCAGCUACACAGGGGCCACCAACUAUAUCCUGGACCUGCGUGUGGUGAACACGAGCAAUGUGGCACCUGUGGUGGUCACAGUUUCUGCCUUAACUACACAGAAAGAAGUCUUCGGCCUGAAACCGGGCACUUUGUACACUGUUGUGGUCAAAGUUUUCCGCUUUUACAAUGUUGAGUGUUCGGAUACAAGAAUAGCGAGGACAGUCCCAGACACAUCUCAGAUAAUCUCCGGACGGGCAGUAUCAAGUACAGCCAUCGCAUUAGAGUGGGACAGGGUGUCCUCUGUGGAUCAAUACUUUGUCAUUGUGAGCUCCUCAGUAACUAGUGAGCGCUUCAAUCUCUCCUUCACAAACACCAGCGCAAUCAUCCAAAACCUGCGACCCACCACCUCCUAUGACUGCUAUGUUUUCACCUCCAACUCAGCCGGCCUGGGUGCGAGGAGUCGAGUGCGCACUGUCACCACGCUGGUUCAGCCACCAGCGGUGGUCACAGUCGUGCCCAUCUCGACCCAAGCAGUGCGUGUCACGUGGCAGCCUGUGGACAAGGUUCUCAUGUAUAAGGUAACAGUCACAGAUGCCAAAGGUACACAGAUAUUGAGCACCACCGUCUCUUCCACCUUCCAGGAGGUUCAAAAUUUGCUGCCGUGCAAAAUGUACCUGAUAGCUGUAUCUUCUCUGAACAUGUUUCUGGACCCUGGAGAACCGAGGCAAGUCAACCACACCGCGAACAAUCUAAAUUCGGUGACAUCAGUUUCGGCAGAUUACAACUGUGUGAGCGCAUCUGCCAUGGUAUCGUGGGGAGCAGUGUUCGGUGCUGAGUCUUACCGUGCCACAGCAGUUGAUCAGAAUGGUAGGACCGUGUCCUGCACCUCUACGGGCACAACAUGCAUGCUGGCCAGAUUGGGUUGUGGCAGGGACUACGUGGUGUGGGUCAGUGCCAUCGCCAAUAACUGUGAGAGCAUAAGCAGCAACACUGCCUUCUUCCAGACAGUACCGUGCUCACCAGCUAAACUGAACCUGUUCCGUGAAUGCAGCAGCAACGUAAUCAUCUUCUCAUGGGCACCAACAAACAACACAGCAUUCUACAGGGCACAAUUGGAGGACUCCGCUGGGGGUUCACAGGCUUGCAUAACCACAGAGUCUUCCUGUUUCUUUACCAACACUGUGUGCGGACGUAGCUACAAUUUUACUGUCUAUAGUGUGAAUGGGGAGUGCAAUAGUCCAGUCAGUCCAGCAGUGAGCGUUCAAACAGCACCUUGCAAACCCUCUAACCUGAUCACUGAGUCAGAUUGUAAAACAGACAUUUUGAGGAGUUCUUGGGAUGCAGCAGAUGGGGUGACACAGUACAUUGUGGAAGGCAGAGGAAAUCGUGGAAAUUCCAGCUAUGAGAGCUACUACAGCUGUACCUCAAAGACAAGGAGUUGUAGCAUCCCUGGCGUUGCAUGCGGAGAAAGCCUAACUAUGAUGAUCACUGCCUUUAAUGAUGAUUGUUAUAGUGAGGUGAUACUGGGUCAGGAGACAAAUACCGCUCCCUGUGUGCCCCAGAACCUCUUGCCCAUUACUGACUGCAGUCCAGACUCCAUCACCCUCACGUGGAACAUGGCCAAUGGAGCAUUGUACUACAUUGCCUCAGUGACAGAUUCUUUGGGUGGGAUGUACACGUGCAGCACAGCAGAUCUAAACUGCAGGAUAACUGGGCUGAACUGUGGAACAAAAUACAAUGCCUCCAUCUUCUCCUCCAACUACAAGUGCAACAGCUCUGUCAGUAACAAGAUCAUUGUGGAAACAGCCCCCUGUCCUCCAUCUCAGGUGCAGACCACUCUAGAUUGUGAUGGGAACCGGGCGCUGGUGAGCUGGCUGAGUUCACGCUUUCCUGGCUCCUACACGGCCAGCAUGGUGGACCAAAGUGGAGGCCUGCUGAACUGCAGCACCGUGAACAGCAGCUGCUGGGUUCCCAGCCUCAAAUGCGGCCAGGUCUAUGACGUCAGCAUCACCUACCACAACGGCAUCUGCCGCAGCAGGCCUUCAGCGCCCAUCCGUAUGAACUCAGUUCCAUGUGGGCCAGGGAAUUUUAACACCUGGGUGGAUUGUAGCUCAGGUGUUCUCCAGUUGACCUGGGAUCAGACAUAUGGUGCUAAUGGAUACUCCGCCAGUGUGGUCUCUGCCAGCAGUGGGAGACAGCACUUCUGUAACUCAACCUCUUCCAGUUGUAGCCUCAGCUCUCUAGCGUGUGGCGAAUCAUAUGUGGCGUCUGUCCGAUCUUACAAUGGCACCUGCUUCAGCAUGCUCAGUCGGGCCGUGACCUUUAAAGAAGUGCCAUGUGUGCCCACCAAUGUGACAGUUGCGAGGACCUGUAGUAACCGCACCACAGUAAUGUGGCAAGCCAGCCUUGGUGCUCAGUCUUACAGGGUCAUUGCCAUGGGCAACAAAGGCCACCAGACAACGUGCUCAUCCAAUACCACCACCUGCAGCCUGACCGAUCUGCGCUGUGGCCAGGUGUACAACGUCAGUGUGGUGGCCAUUGACGACGCUUGCUCCAGCCUCCAGAGCCAAAGUGCUACACUGCAGACAGGUCCUUGUGCACCCUUUAACAUCCGCAGUGUAAUAGAGUGCAUCACUAACACUGUAACACUGAGCUGGGACUCGAGCCCCACCAGCGUGUCCUACACAGGGAGGGCUGUAGGAUCAAAUGGACACACGGUGUGGUGUAACAGCACCUCUGCAGGGUGUCAGCUCACGGGCCUGCGCUGCGGCCAAGAUUACGUGAUCAGGUUGACGGCCAGUGAUGGCGUGUGUGCGAGCACAGAGAGUGAGAUUUACACACAGUCCACAGCUCCCUGUGCCCCAGCGACUGUUUCUAAAUUCCUGUAUUGUGACAUCAACAUGCUGAGUGUGACCUGGAGCCCGAGCCCCAUGGCUCUGAGCUACAGCGCCCUUAUCAGACCCGUAAAUGGACUGUUGCGAGGCUGCAGCUCAUCUGACACAAGCUGUACAAUCUCAGGGCUGCAGUGUGGUCUGAGCUACACACUCACCGUCAUGGCCGCUAACAGAGUGUGUACUGGACCAGAGAGCCCAAGUCAGAUCAUCCAGACAGCUCCGUGCAUACCUGCCUCUGUGUUUGCCAGUGUGGUGUGUGUCAGUAAUACAGUGCGGGCCUCAUGGGCUCAGGCAGUGGGUGCUCUGUCCUACACUAGUGUCCUCACUGGCCCGAGUGGCUUCACCCGUUCCUGCUCCACUUCUGCCCUUUCCUGCGACUUCAGCGGCCUGACCUGUGCUCAGACCUACACACUCCAGGUCCUCGCAAGUAACAGCAUCUGUAACAGCACCGCCACCACAGGCGUCAGCGUUACCACAGGACCUUGUGACCCCUAUAACGUGGUUGCUCAGCUGCAAUGUGGCUCAGGUGCUGUAAAUGUAUCAUGGCAAGCAAGCGCUGGUGCCCGUGCAUACACCGUCCAAGCCUACAUGCAGAGCCAGACAGUUCCCUCUGCUUCUUGCGUCUCUUCCAGCACAACCUGCACACUCACACAGCUGCAAUGUGGAACGGUGUUUAAUGUGAGUGUGCUUGCCAGUGACGGCACCUGCAACAGCAGCCCCUGGGCAGGAACAACAGUGAAAACAGCUCCCUGCCCUCCUGUGCUGCAGGUUUUCCCUUCCAGCUGUAUCAGCGAUCAGGUCAUGGUCUCAUGGGCCUGGGUACAGGAUGCACUGGAUGUUACUGUAAUUGCCAGCUCAACGCUGGGUCAGUCAGUCAGCUGCGGCUCUAGUAAUAACAGCUGCACCUUGCAGGGACUGAGGUGUGGACAGAGGUACACAGUUCAAGGCACCUCCCGUGGCCUGUGGUGUAACAGCAUUGGUGGUGUUCCUCUCAGCAUUGUUACAGUUCCCUGCACUCCUGCAGCAGUGCGCAUUGACUACACUUGUGGAACAAGCAUGGCGGUGUUAAGCUGGAAUGAGAGCCUGGGCCGGGAGAACUUCAUCGCCCGUAUUCAGACUCAGGACCACUCAGACUCUUGCAGCAGCAACCAGACACGUUGCUCAAUCUCUUCUCUGCUCUGUGGAAGAUUGUACAAUGUCACCGUGGGGGCUGUGGCAGGACAAUGCAACAGUAGCAAUGUAGCCAGGACCCAGUUGCAGACUGCCCCGUGUGCUCCUCAGAAUGUGUCUGUCAGUCUGCAGUGUGCCAAUAACACAGCGUCAGUGAUCUGGACUCUAAGUCCCGGCGCCAUAGGAUACAAUGUCACUGCCCUAGGACGUGACGGCGAUGUCAAAUACUGUCGCAACUCAAAUACCUACUGCCAAAUACCCAACAUGCCCUGCUCACAGACUUACAACUUUGUGGUCACUCCAUUUUCGGACACGUGCAAUGGGUUGCAGAGUAGUGCUUUCACCUUCACUUCAGGUCCAUGUCCACCCAGUGGAGUCAAGGUGUCCCUUCUCUGUCAAAAUAAUGUCGGCUCUGUCAGCUGGAAUGCUGCCCUCAAUGCUGAGAGGUACAUUGCCACAGCGACAAGCUCAGAUGGCUUCAGGCACAACUGCACCACAAACGGAACCAGCUGCGUCUUCCUGGACCUCUACUGUGGAAAGAACUACAGUAUCACCGUUGUUACUCUACAGGGUGGCUGCUGGAGUGACCCGAGCACACCUGUGCUACUGAGAUCAGCUAUCUGCACCCCUGCCAACCUGGCCGGAGUUACUCAGUGUGGCACCAAUGACAUCACCAUCACAUGGAACCCCAGCCCUUGGCCAGGUGUCACCUACUUCCUGUUCUCUCAGCAGGACAGUGGAGCAAAUUCCACUUUCAACACCACAGCAACAUCCAUCACAUUAAACCAACUCCAGUGUGGUUGGCUCUUCACAGUCCGGGUGGCAGCACAGGAUAACACCUGUACCAGCCAGUACAGUGCACCAGUGCAGAUCCGCACAGCUCCUUGCGCACCAUCCGGUCUGGCAGCUACUGCUAGUUGCGGCACAAACCAGGGUAACCUCACUUGGCUCAGUGGUGCCGGUGCCCUCUUUUACACCACUACUCUGGUGAGCAGUGAUGGUGGUUCCUUUUCCUGUACAUCCAAUACUACUUCCUGUGUGGUGAAGCUGGACUGUGACCGCAUUUACACAGCUACUGUAAUCUCUUCCACUGGGCUCUGCAACAGCACUGCAAACAGCAGCACCCAAUUUAGCUCAGCACCAUGUCUGAUCAGUAAUGUACAGACUCAGCUUAACUGUAGUGCCAAUUCAUUGGCAGUGCAGUGGGCUGCUAUUAAUGGAAGCAAAAAUUACACCGCACUGGCAAUCGGCACUGAUGGCACACGCACUUCCUGUAACGCCAACAGCACUGCCUGUACCAUCCAGGGCUUAAGAUGUGGACGCAGUUAUGGCAUUGCUGUGACCACCUACAGCAUUAGGUGCAGCAUCCCAGGUUCUGAUCUCCAAGUACAGACAGCCCCCUGUAAAGCAGAGAACCUGUCAGUUUCUCUAGAGUGCAAUACCAGCAUUGCCACAGUACGGUGGAACACCACUGGUGUGGACCAGUCGUACAAUGUGUUGGCAGUGAAUAUCACAGGUGGAGUUGUGCGCUGUGGCACCAGAGCAUCAUACUGCACUUUCAACCAGUUUCAGUGUGGAGAGACAUACACAGUCACUGUUACCGGGGUUACUCAAGAGUGUACCAGCCAGCCUAGCACCUCUGUGGAACUCAGCACAGCUCCUUGCAUCCCUACCCGUGUCACAGCAAACUACAAUUGUGACACUUCGAUCACCUCGGUAACGUGGGACAUAGCUCGUGGUGCUGACAAUUAUGUGGUGUACGCAGUGGGUAGUCAAGGAUACAAGUCCAACUGCAGCACCACAGACACCGGCUGUGAUUUCCUAGAUCUCCGCUGUGGUCAGAACUACAACAUCACAGUUGUCGCAGAGCGUGGUGGUUGCAGGUCUCAGCCCAGCCAACCCUACACCGUGUCUACAGGGCCAUGUCCUCACUCAAGUCCUCGUGUCUUGUUGGAUUGCAGCAGUAAUUCUGCUCUCGUUUCAUGGACGCCGGGUAAUAGCAUUCUAUAUUACAAUGCCUCUGCUGAUACCCUGGAUGAGGGUGACCGUGUGACUUGCAGCACAACUGGAUUUUCCUGUAACAUGACUCGCCUGCAGUGUGCCCGGUCCUACCAGAUCAGCGUCAGUGGUCAGGGGUACACCUGCCCUAGCCCUGCCCAGGGGUGGGUGACCAUUAACUCAGGCCCAUGUCCCCCAAAUCAGGUGUCUGUCCAGCUUCCUUGUGAGUCAAACGUUAUGUCCGUGUCCUGGCAGAUCUCUCAGGGUUCUGUUUCUUACCUGGCUGUUGCUCAGAGCAGCGGUGGACUAAGGUUCAAUUGCAGCAGCAAUGGGACAACAUGUGACAUUCCUGGACUCCAGUGCGGACAGACCUAUGAGGUUUAUGUGUCAGGAGUGGUUGGAACAUGUAUAGGACCGAAGAGCCAGAGCCAGAUUGUCAAAACAGGUCCCUGUGUACCUCAGAACAUCCAGACUAUACUGGUGUGUCAAUCAACGGUGCUUAACGUUACCUGGCAACAGAGUGGUGAAGCCACACGUUACAGAGCCAUGGUGGAGACCAGUGUUGGUCAAGUGAUGUUCCCUGUUACAGACAAGCCCUUCUUCACAGUUCCCAACAUCCUCUGCGGCCUGACGUACAACGUGACGGUGGUGGCCCAGAAUGAUAAGUGCAACAGCAGCCGCAGUUCUGUACAAAGUGCCAUCUCAGCCCCAUGUCCUCCUCAGGCCAUCAGCACAAAUAUAAACUGCACUUCCAACACUAUCUCAGUGAACUGGACCCCCAGCGUGCCUGGGGUCAGCUACAUGGUGCAGGCCGUCUCUUCCAAUGGCUAUUACACAUGCAACAGCACAAACACGUUCUGCAGCAUCCGCGUGCCAUGUGGAAGAACCUACAACAUUUCCGUAAUACCAAGUCAAAACGGCUGCAAUGGAGUUAGUUCGCCUUAUAAAAUUAUUCAAGCAGCUCCGUGUGUCCCCAUCUUGAAGAGCGUGGAGAUAGACUGCCUCUCCAACUCAGCCUGGGUGGUGUGGAACACAUCAGCAGGGGCGGAGUCUUACACUGCUGUGGCAACAGACAGUGACAGACGCUACUAUCAGUGCAACUCCAGCGACAGCAUGUGUCCAGUCCCUGGGUUACAGUGUGGGAGGAAUUACAGUUUCAGCCUCACAGCCACCAAUGCACAGUGCAGCAGCGGAGUCAGCAACACCAUACAGUCUGAGACAGUACCAUGUGCUCCUGAGGGUGUGAACGUGUCGGUGGGUUGUAACACGGGGACAGUGAGUGUGCGGUGGUUGCGCAGUGUUGGAGCUCUCACAUACACAGCCACACUUGAGCCGCCUGAGGGCAUAGCUUCCUGCUGCACUACUCUUAAUGGUAGCACUUCCUGUGAGGUCACAUCCCUUCCCUGUGGUCAGUCGUACAUGGUGACUGUCACUGCAGCAGGACGAACCUGUAAUAGCUCUCAGAGCACGGCUAUAAUGGUACAGACAGCACCGUGCCAGCCACCACGUAUCAAUGCUACUGUGAGCUGCACUGAUAACGUGGUGAGUGUGAGGUGGACAAGCAGUGCAGGAGGUCAGCUCUAUACAGUAAAUGCAGUAAGCAUGAAUGGAACGUUCACAGACAGCUGCAAUGGCUUUGAUGGAUCUUGCGACCUCAGAGGCCUGGUGUGUGGUCUGCAGUACACGGCCACGGUGGUGGCGCAACACAGCUCCUGCCUUAGCCUGCCGAGUCCCCCAACACUUAUCAAGACAGUACCGUGUGUUCCUCAAAACAUCAAGCUGGACUUGGAUUGCCAGGCCCGCAACCUGACCGUGUCCUGGAACAAGAGCUUGGGGGCUCAGUUUUAUACGGCCAUGGUGACAGACAGUUGGGGGCGCUCCACUAACUGCCAGAGCCUUUCUGACCGCUGUAGCAUUAGUGGCCUGGCCUGUGGAAACAUCUACCAUGCAAGCGUGGUUGCUUCUGAUGCAAACUGCAGCAGCCAGCCCAGCAACAUCCAAAGCACAGACUCAGUUCCAUGUGCUCCCACUAAUAUCCGGGCUCAGAUGGAUAUUCUGACUGGCACGGCCGUGCUCUCAUGGUAUUUGAGUGCCGGUGCAUUGAGGUACAAGGCCAUGGCAGUGAGCAGCAUCUCAGGAACCAAUGUCUCCUGCGACACUCUUCAGACUAACUGCAACCUGAUAAAUCUGUUGUGUGGAGACAAGUACAACGUCACCAUCCAGGCCGUGGGAAGCAUCUGCAAUAGCUCCACUUCCAUGGAUCGAUACCUUCAGACAGGGCCAUGUGUUCCAGUGCUGGUGAGUGCGAGCUACACACCAUCUGUGGCUCUGCUCCUGUGGGACAUGACCCGAGGCGCUGACAGCUACACUGCUCGGGCAGUGUCGCAGCAGGGCUUCCAGACAUCCUGCUCGGCCCGUGACACCACAUGUGUGCUCUACAAUCUGAACUGCAGCCAGAUCUACAACAUCACUCUGACUGCCUACAGCGAUAUCUACCAGGAUGGGGUCAGGUCCAACACUCUUACACUCAACACAGAGCCAUGUCCUCCUACCAUCCUGGCAACCCGAGCGUUCAGUGACCGUGGGGAGGUGACAUGGGAGCCGAGUCUCGGGGCUGUGAGAUACAUGGUCGUACUCGAGGGACAGCGGGGGGAUACCCUUUACUGCCAGACCACAAACACAUCAUGCAGCGUGCCACGACUGCUGUGUGGGACGGUUUACGUCACCCGUGCCAUAGCCAUCGGUACCAGCCUCAACAGCUCGAGCAGUGUAGGGGCCCUGCUCACUACAGUCCCCUGCCUGCCAGACCCAAUCAGCUUUGCCGUAGCAGUGCAGUGUGCAAAUGAUUCAGCAUCCAUCAGCUGGGCCAGGAGCGCAGGAGCGACAUCCUAUGAACUCACCGCUACUAGCAACAACGGGGACCAAUUAAAAUGUGUCACACUGCAGAACAGCUGUAACAUUACAUACCUGGAGUGUGGACAGACGUACAGUCUCAGCCUGACAGCCUUCAACAGUGCGGGUGCCGUUAGCCUGGAAACCGGCAUCACGUUCCAAAGCCGACCCUGCGUGCCCCGGUAUGUGGCGGCGAACCUGCAGUGCAGCACCCGCACAACCGUGCUGACCUGGGAACAGAGGCCAGGAGUCGUGUACUACCUGGGCAGUGCCACUUUCAUGCCUGGAGUAGCCGCCUCAGUGUGUAACUCGAGUGCAGACAGCUGCAGCUUCAGUGGGCUGCAGUGUGGAGUGCAGUUCUCCCUGCGUGUUAGAGCUUAUACUAGACAGUGCUGGAGUGAUUUCAGCGCACCUGUCAACAUCACUACAGAACCCUGCCAGGUGCAGAACCUCACCGUGUCCGGUUCAUGCACCACCAAUACACUCCAGCUGAACUGGUCCAAUGCCACUGGUGCUUUCCUUUACACCAUCUCAGUUACAGGAAACUUGGGCUACACCGGCUCCUUCCAGAGCCCUGUGUCCAAUGUGCAGGUGGAGGUACCCUGUGGCCAGAGUUACAAUUUUAGCGUGUUGGGGCAGAAUGAUCAGUGUCGCAGCAUCACAAGCACCACCGCCAGGUUUUCUACUGCCCCGUGUGUGCCAAUUGGUGUGCAGACCUUCAUUCAGUGUGAGGACAGCAUCGCCUCUGUCAGCUGGGCCGGCAGUGACGGGGCAGUAAAUUAUACUGCGGUUGCUCAGGGACAGACAUUAGGCCGCACCCACAUGUGCACUACCAAUGCAACAGUAUGUAGCUGGAGUGACCUGUUGUGUGGAGAGACGUAUAUGGUCCGAGUCAUCGCCAGCAACCUGCAGUGCAGCAGCACCCCUAGUGACAACACCACCAUCCGCAUGGCUCCAUGUAUACCCCAGAUUUUAAGCGCCACUAUGGACUGUGGCCUGAGAGUCGCGUCUCUGACCUGGCAGUCCAGCCGGGCCGCUCAGUUAUAUGUGAUGACUGCCGAAAACAACAUCGGCCAACAGGUGGGGCUAACCACCAACAGCACCAGUGCUCAGAUCUCAGAGCUCCAGUGUGGACAGCAGUACUAUUUCAAGGUGUCAAGCGUGGGGCAAGGGUGCAGGAGCAGACCGAGCAACGCCUCUGUCCUGCAGACAGCUCCCUGUGUCCCAAUGGGUGUCUCCGUUGUGAUGGACUGCACCAAAAACGAAGCACGUGUGUCAUGGAAUGUCAGCCAGGGGGCAGUGUACUACCGUGCCAUUGCUAUAAGCAGAUACAAUGACUAUGCUUCCUGUAAUAGCUCUGGUGUCAACACGUUCUGCAUUCUGAAGGCCCUCACCUGCGGGGCGGUGUACGGGGUUCAGGUGGUGGCCAUUGGGAAUGAGUGCUCGAGUUUACCAAGUCUGGCAGUCGACUUCCUUUCAGUUCCAUGCACUCCUGAUAUUGUCUUCGCGUACCUGAACUGUAACUCCAGCUCAUUCUCACCGGAAUGGACUUCUGUCACGGGUGCCGUCUCUUACACUGCUGUUGCCAGAGCUCUAGGUGGUCAAAACUCAUCCUGCAGCACGAACUCCACCAGCUGUUUUCUGAGGCAACUGGCAUGUGGCCAGAUACACAACAUAACUGUGACAGCAUCAAACAGUCAAUGCAGCAGCAAUCAGAGCACCGCCCUGCAGGUCACAUCAGGGCCCUGUCCUCCUGCACGUGUUAACUCCAGCAUGAACUGCCAAGCCAACUCUGCACAGGUACAGUGGGAUCCUAACGGUGGGGCGGAGUCUUAUGAAGUCAGUGCUCUUGGUACCAGAGGGAACGUGACAGGAUGCAACACCACUGGAACUUUCUGUAAUUUGUCCAACCUGCUGUGUAGCAAUGUGUACAACAUUAGCGUGGUUGCUAUUAGCAACAACUGCCGUGUGAGAGGAAACCCAGUCACACAGCUGCGUUCAGUGCCAUGUGUCCCUGUCCCACUAAACCCCACUUUGGACUGUGUGUCUGGGGCUGUCACCAUGACCUGGCAGCCCAGCAGUGGAGCCACAUCCUACAGAGCACUUGCUCAGGGAAGUGGAGGUUAUUCAUCAUCGUGCAACAGCAACAGCACCACGUGUGUGUUCACCGGGCUGCUGUGUGGACUGAACUACAGUUUCACUGUCUCGGCUUCUGACAGCACGUGCACCAGCGCAAACAGCAGCAGUGUUCAGCUGAAAACAGUCCCCUGUGCACCCACUGGUGUCCAAGCCUCCCUGCUCUGCAGCUCUAACUCAGCAGCUGUGACCUGGCUGUCAUCCAGUGGAGCGCUGAGAUAUCGGGCUAUUGCUGUGAACAUCAACGGGUCUCACACUGUCUCCUGUAACUCCAGCCUGCCUUCCUGCACUGCUGGACAGCUCCUCUGUGGAACAUCCUACAACGUCACUGUGGUUGCUCUGGAUGAUGCAUGCAGUAGUGGCAGGAGUGUUGCCACGCAAGUGCGCUCGGGUCCCUGUGCUCCCCAGAAUGUGCAAGUCCAGAUGAACUGUACAGCCAGUGCCAUGACCGUAACCUGGGCAGCCAAUCCGGAUGCAGAAUUCUUCCUUGUGGAUGCAGUGAGCAGCAAUAUCAGCCUGUCUUGUAACACAACAGGCACAGUUUGCUCAAUCAGAGGCCUGGUCUGUGGUUUGUCCUUGUCCGUAACAGUGAGGGCAGUUCGGGGUGGCUGUCAGAGUAUACCCAGUGCAGCUGUACAAGCUUCAUCGGCUCCGUGCAUACCUCAGGGUCAGAGCGGCAACCUCGACUGUGUGACCAACUCGGUCUGGGUGUCAUGGCAACAAGCGGCCGGUGCAGAAUCUUACCAGGUGUUAGCAGUGUCAGGGGGCGGGGCUAACUCCAUCUGCAGCACUUCGGAUCUUUUCUGUAACGUUCCCAACCUGCUGUGUGGCACCCAGUACACCUUCCAAGUUACUGCCAUGAACUCCUGGUGUGCCAGCAAACAAUACAACAGCUCCUUCUAUAUUGUGACAGGGCCCUGCUCUCUGAUGGGCAUCAGUGCAGUGACGGAGUGCCGCAGCAGCUCCAUAAGAGUCAGCUGGCUCACCCAGUCAAGCUCGUCCUUCCUCGUUGUCACAGCAGAGGGGCAGGACCUCAGCUUCCUGGGGUGUAACAGCACCAGUACUUCCUGUGUGCUUAACGGCGCUCGCUGUGGCAUGCAGUACGCCAUCAUCGUCUCCGCCAGCUCGGAUAAGUGCAGCAGUCUCCGCAGUCCUCCGUACUACAUCAGCACAGCCCCGUGUGCUCCUCAGGCAGUGAGUGUGAGGCCGCUGUGUGAUACAGAGAGCGUGUUGGUGUCCUGGGCACGCUCUAACCUCGCUCAGUCCUACUAUCUAACAGCCAAUGGUGCGGACGGCGACAUCCAAAACUGCAGCAGCACCACAGAGAACUGCACCCUGAGCCGCCUGCGCUGUGGCCAGCCAUACACACUCAGCGUGAUCGCUUCAGACGGGAACUGCACCAGCCUUGCCAGCCAGGCCCUCACCUUCAACACAACUUCAUGUGCACCUCUGAACCUGAAUGUGUCCAUAUCAUGUGGAAACAACUCAGCCACACUCUCCUGGUCCUCCAGCAAGGGCUCGGUGUGGUAUUACGCAUUGGCCGUCAACGCACAAGGGGACAGACGUCAAUGCAACGCCACAGGCACUUCCUGUACCAUAGCAGGGCUUCAGUGCGGGACCUUGUAUAACUUCAGCGUGCAGGCCUCAGGCGGACUAUGCAACAGCUCCCGCAGUCCAAUAGUGCAGAAAGCAGCAGCCCCGUGUGCUCCUCAGGCAGUGAGCGUGAGGCCGCUGUGUGAUACAGAGAGCGUGUUGGUGUCCUGGGCACGCUCUAACCUCGCUCAGUCCUACUAUCUAACAGCCAAUGGUGCGGACGGCGACAUCCAAAACUGCAGCAGCACCACAGAGAACUGCACCCUGAGCCGCCUGCCCUGUGGCCAGUCAUACACACUCAGCGUGAUCGCUUCAGACGGGAACUGCACCAGCCCUGCCAGCCAGGCCCUCACCUUCAACACAACUCCAUGUGCACCUCUGAGCCUGAAUGUGUCGUGUGGAAACAACUCAACCACACUCUCCUGGUCCUCCAGCAAGGGCUCGGUGUGGUAUUACGCCUUGGCCGUCAACGCACAAGGGGACAGACGUCAAUGCAACGCCACAGGCACUUCCUGUACCAUAGCAGGGCUUCAGUGCGGGACCUUGUAUAACUUCAGCGUGCAGGCCUCAGGCGGACUAUGCAACAGCUCCCGCAGUCCAAUAGUGCAGAAAGCAGCAGCCCCGUGUGCUCCUCAGGCAGUGAGCGUGAGGCCGCUGUGUGAUACAGAGAGCGUGUUGGUGUCCUGGGCACGCUCUAACCUCGCUCAGUCCUACUAUCUAACAGCCACUGGUGCGGAUGGCGACAUCCAAAACUGCAGUAGCACCACAGAGAACUGCACCCUGAGCCGCCUGCCCUGUGGCCAGUCAUACACACUCAGCGUGAUCGCUUCAGACGGGAACUGCACCAGCCCUGCCAGCCAGGCCCUCACCUUCAACACAACUCCAUGUGCACCUCUGAGCCUGAAUGUGUCGUGUGGAAACAACUCAACCACACUCUCCUGGUCCUCCAGCAAGGGCUCGGUGUGGUAUUACGCCUUGGCCGUCAACGCACAAGGGGACAGACGUCAAUGCAACGCCACAGGCACUUCCUGUACCAUAGCAGGGCUUCAGUGCGGGACCUUGUAUAACUUCAGCGUGCAGGCCUCAGACGCAGUAUGCAACAGCUCCCGCAGUCCAAUAGUGCAGAAAGCAGCAGCCCCGUGUGCUCCUCAGGCAGUGAGCGUGAGGCCGCUGUGUGAUACAGAGAGCGUGUUGGUGUCCUGGGCACGCUCUAACCUCGCUCAGUCCUACUAUCUAACAGCCAAUGGUGUGGAUGGCGACAUCCAAAACUGCAGCAGCACCACAGAGAACUGCACCCUGAGCCGCCUGCGCUGUGGCCAGCCAUACACACUCAGCGUGAUCGCUUCAGACGGGAACUGCACCAGCCCUGCCAGCCAGGCCCUCACCUUCAACACAACUUCAUGUGCACCUCUGAACCUGAAUGUGUCCAUAUCAUGUGGAAACAACUCCACCACACUCUCCUGGUCCUCCAGCAAGGGCUCGGUGUGGUAUUACGCCUUGGCCGUCAACGCACAAGGGGACAGACGUCAAUGCAACGCCACAGGCACUUCCUGUACCAUAGCAGGGCUUCAGUGCGGGACCUUGUAUAACUUCAGCGUGCAGGCCUCAGGCGGACUAUGCAACAGCUCCCGCAGUCCAAUAGUGCAGAAAGCAGCAGUGCCGUGUCCCCCGACCUCGGUAACCAUAGACACUCGUAAUAUGGAAAAUGCCUCUCUGGUAAGAGUGCGCUGGAGCGCCGUGACCUGCUUGGCCGUCCAGUACCUGGUAGAGCUCAAUGGCCAGUUCCUCUACGACCCCUCCUCUCUUGUGCAGUUGGCAUCCUACUGGAUAGAGCAGACAUAUUUCGAGUUCCUGGUGCCCUGCGACAUCCUCUACUCAGUGGUGGUCAUCGCCGGAAGUGGAGCAGGGAAUGGAGCGCCGUCCUUUGCUGUCAAUGGAUCUACAGGUUUCUGCCCAGUGUACAGUAGUAACACCGCAGGCUCAGUGUUAGAUCGCCGUAGGAGAGACUUGCGAGAGGCAGAGAUUCUUGCUGGAGUAGAGGACGAAGACGUGCUGCUGGUGCCUGAAGUCACGGUCGUGCAUGUGGAGGGCGUGACCCUGCACGUCGAGUGGGCUCCAGUCACUGGUGCAAGUUAUUACACCUUGAUUGUGAGGGAAGACACUGAAUCUCAUCCCUACGAGGUAGUACUGACUGUUCAAGGCGAGGUCUCGGAUAUCCCCGACCUUAAACCUGCCACACGCUACUGCGUCACCCUGUCUGCCAAGACCUCCAUUAAACAGAGCGCCUACUCCACCCCAGUGUGCAUCACCAGUGAGGUUCCUAUCUGAAUCACAAGAACCUUCAUGUCUGAGUGGGAAAAGCAAUAUGGCCACCAGAUCAUCCCUGCUAUUAGAACAUCCGCUGUAGUGAGCUACUUAUGAGUAAUAUAAUUACACCCAAGUUUGACCAUGAAAUUAUUACAAGAAUUUUUUUUAUAGCACUACCACAGUUUAUCGAGAUCCAAUACUGUAUUUCACAUUCCAAUACUGUGAUUGUCGUUGUACAACCAAGAAUUAAACACCAAAAUAUACCUAUUCACACAUGUCUAAUGAAAAGGGCUGAUUUUGAUUUGAAUUCUUUAAGUCCUCAAGAGAAAAUAUAAGCUUGAGUCUCUGUUAAAACUGAUUUUAUUUGAGCCAUGUCCAGCUGAAAUUUUCAGCUGUUUUACUCAAUUUACAAUAAACUAUUAUAAAUAUAAGCAUAGUCACUUUCUGUAAUAAGAACAUUUCAAUUAAUAAUGCAUGUAUACUGCAUAUAUAGAGAGCAAAUAAAAUACUGUUUAUCAAGCAAUAUUUUUAAACUACAUAUUGUAUUGCCUUGUAGAUGCACUAUACAGUUUUAUGACUUUUCAUUAGUCAUUUUAAUUAAGUCAGACUUGAUUGAAUAAAGGAAUGUUAAUAUUUA